Molecule: messenger RNA, 1456 nt
Organism: Salvelinus namaycush (lake trout)
Lineage: Eukaryota; Metazoa; Chordata; Actinopteri; Salmoniformes; Salmonidae
Product: beta-1,3-galactosyltransferase 1-like
Exons: 1
Coding region: 1-1260 (419 amino acids)
Cellular component (GO): membrane
Molecular function (GO): N-acetyl-beta-D-glucosaminide beta-(1,3)-galactosyltransferase activity
Source: RefSeq, a predicted model, not a curated record
AUGGCGGAAGGCAGGAGAUACUGCGGCUGGUCCCGUUUCCGUUGCUGUUUCCUCAUCCUGCUCCUCAUAGCAAUGGUCUUCUUCUACUUCGGCGAUCGGUCAGUAGAGUGGGUCCCAACACUAGACAGGGCCUCAAAAUGGUGGGCAGAAUUCCGUGGUGGUUCACCAAGCAGAUCUGGUUCUACCAACACCAGUAGGGAAGUAGUUUCUCUAAACUCCACUGAUUUUACCAUAGACGCUCAUGAAACUGCAUCUGCCAAUUCAACAGAUCGUCAGACUUCACUUAUCCACUCUACUCAGCAGGCCAUCAAACUCAACACAACACAUAAUGAAACUAGUUCCGUCACGUCUGCACUGACCAUCAUCACUAAUCUGAUCACAGAGGUCAAGGCAGUUCGGUCCACUCCUCCUCCGUAUGUGUCCCCAGGACCGUACCAUGUAGAAUACCCAUCAGAGUACAUCUUCAUCCUGGAUGAGCCAGAGAAAUGCCGGGAGCAGAACCCCUUCCUGGUUCUGAUGGUGCCAGUGGCGCCCUAUAACAGGGACGCUCGUGAGGCCGUCCGCAGUACUUGGGGCAGUGAGAGGCAGGUACUGGGCAAAGAGGUCCGUCUGUUCUUCCUGCUGGGACUGUCCAGUGGAGAGGAGACAGAGCAGCUCCAGGAGAAGGUGCUGCAGGAGAGCAAAGAGCACCAGGAUCUGCUGCAGAGCGACUUCAUAGACAGCUACAAAAACCUGACCAUCAAGACCAUGGUGAUGAUGGAGUGGCUGAGCUCUCGCUGCCCCAAAGCCUCCUACGCCAUGAAGAUCGACUCAGACAUGUUCCUCAACGUGCACACCUUGGUCAACAUGCUGCUUCACGCUCCAAAGCAGAACUACCAGACUGGACUAGUGGCCCAAUGGGGCGCCGUUCUAAGAGACCGUAACUCCAAAUGGUAUCUUCCAAUGGAGGUGUUUCCUGAACCGGUAUAUCCACCUUACGCUCUGGGCCUGGGCUACGUCUUCACCUUAGACCUCCCCAGGAAGCUGGUGGAGGCGUCCAGGCAUGUUAAAGCCGUCUACAUAGAGGAUGUGUAUCUGGGACUGUGUAUGAGACACCUGGGCAUCCGGCCUACUGACCCCCCCAGUGGAAACCUUUUCCAGGUUUUCCCUGUGGCUUAUGACCGCUGCACCUACUCGCGGCUGAUAGCCACCACCACAAACAGUAUCACUCACCAGGUCAAUGCAUGGACAGACUUACACAAACCUGGUCCUCCCUGCUGAUCUCAUACAUUAACAGACUGACUGAUGUGCCAAUCACUUCCUCAUUGUUUGUUCAAACACUAACUAACAAACAAACUAAGAAGGCGACGUCUCCAAGGUGAUGGGGAAAGGAUAUACAACAUUUCUGGAUGAUCUGAAAAUAGCUGUGCAGCAACACUCCCCAUCCAACCUGACAGAGCUUGAGAGGCUCUGCAGA